AUGGCCACUAUACCUCAUAUCGUUAUAUUAUCCUAUGAAGAACAAAAGAUAAAUAAAUUCGUUUCAUACUUGACACAAGUAUUUGAAGUAAUAGAAUGGUAUGAAAAUUCAGAUAAGUAUGAGGUCAUGUUUGACCACAAGAAUAUCUCUAGUGACAUUAAUUGUUCUUUUGUUUUUAAGCAGAUUGUAAAGGUGCGCAUUGUGAAUAAGUACUACAGUGCUCAAGUUAUUAUUUCUUCUUGUGUAGUUGAAUUAAAAGGACUUGAUAUUCAUGAACAGUUACAUGUAUCACAAGUUAAGUCAAGAGGAGAGAGAAAUCCUGAAACACAGAAUCAUACAUGUGAUAUCCCCAGAAAUAAAGAAUUAAAUGCAAAGGACAUACUUUGUGAAAGCGUUAUAUUUUUGUUUAACGAUUUUAGUGAAAAAGAAAAAAAACUUAUUAAUGAAAACCCAUUUAGGAAUUAUGAUGAAGAAUGUGUUGAAUAUAUAAAAGACCCCAAUAAUAGUCAAAAAAUCAUACGAAAUGAAAAUUUUGAUUUUUCCAAUUUUUAUAAAGAUGUGGGUAUAAAAAUUUCCAUUUUCCCUUUAUUUCUUGAAAAAGACAAAAGAGAUAUUGUCAGUUUUUUUAGUGACUAUUUUAUUGAAUGUUUGUACAUAAAUUAUGAAUCCGAUUUUUCGACAGAAAAUAUCCAAAUGCUGCAGGGAACAAAUGAGAUCGACAAGGAAAACAAAAAAGUAAAAGAAAGAAAAAAAAGUCAAUUCCACGAAUUUGAAGAAGAAGAAGAAGAAGACAACGAUAAAAGGUUGGUAGAAGCUCUUCACUGCCAUAUGUGGAAGGGUUUGCAAAUCACACGUGACAGGUUAAUAAUUCAGAAGGGAAAUUUCCCUAUGGGGGAACUGCCUAAAAUUGAAAAGUGUUCACAAAAUGGGGAGAUUACUAAGGAUGAAAAAUGUGCACAACAUGGGGAAAUUACUACGGAUGAAAAAUGUGCACAAAAUGGGGAGAUUAUUACAGAUAAAAAAUGUGCACAAAAUGGGGAGAUUAUUACAGAUAAAAAAUUUGCACAAAAUGGGGAAAUUAUUACAGAUAAAAAAUGUGCCAAGAUUUCUGAAGGAAAAAAGGAAGACUUGUUCAUGGAAAACUUUAACAAGAUUGUCGAAAAAAUAAAAUUAGCAAAAAUUGAAAAUAAAAAUUGCACGAGCGAUUCGGCAAGGAGAAAAAAAGCAGAAGAUAUAAUUUUCGAACUGCAGCAGUAUUUUUGCGAAAUUGAUGAGGACUAA
Molecule: messenger RNA, 1281 nt
Organism: Plasmodium gonderi
Lineage: Eukaryota; Apicomplexa; Aconoidasida; Haemosporida; Plasmodiidae
Exons: 1
Coding region: 1-1281 (426 amino acids)
Source: RefSeq, a predicted model, not a curated record